GGCUGUCCUAGAGCAGAAAAAGUGGCUUGACUAGCCUACCCAAAAAUACCUUGGACGGGAUCGCGACAAAGUUGGCUGCCCACUCCCACCGCUCUCCGCAUUCUUUUCCGACCUUAGUACAGAGCUCGUCUGCUCCCCCGCUCGCGGCUCAACGGCUUUCAAGCUCGAUACGCCGAGUCAGAGAGCACAAGAUCAACACAGGCCGGUUUUUAUUUUGUGAAAGAAAUCCAACCCCCCUCCUGACAAGCAAACAUCGUCCGAGUUACCCAUUUUUGAGUGGACAGAAAUCUGCACUGCUUGGUUGUCACCUGACGGCCAGCUCGCCGGCGGGAUGGAAGAGGAAGAAGUCCUCCCAGGCGCAGCGACACACGACUCCAUGGCCUCGUCGUCAAUCUUGUCGGCGACGAGUCCGCUCGAGGCGGCGCACAGCUCCGACAUUGACGUUGUGCAGGCUUGGGAGAACUUACUCUCCGCUCCGGAAGAGCAUCACUUUGAGAAUGGGCGUCGCUACCACAUGUUCCGACAGGGACGGUACCCGAUACCAAACGACGAGGACGAACAGGUCAGGGAGGAUAUGAAACAUGCCAUGCUACUCGAGUUGACGGGCGGGAAAUUAUUCUACGCUCCUAUCGGCGACUCUCCGGAAAAGAUCAUGGAUAUUGGCACGGGAACAGGCAUAUGGGCAAUAGAUGUUGCGGAUGUGUAUCCCGGAGCGGAGGUCCUAGGGACCGAUCUUUCUGCGAUACAACCAGACUUGGUUCCCCCAAAUGUUCGCUUUGUCGUCGAUGACGUUGAGGACCCAGAGUGGCUUAAUGGCUCCAACUGGGAUCUGAUACAUCUACGGAUGGUCUCGGGCUCGUUGAUCGAUAUACAGGGAGUUUUCAACCGAUGUUACGAACACAUAAGGCCCGGAGGAUGGAUCGAACUUCAGGACAUGCAUGCCUUCCCGCAAUGUGACGACAAUACCAUGAAGCCAGACGACUUCUUGCUGGGCUUUUAUAAAUUGGUCCACCAGUCCUUUAAUGCGCGAGGCAUGGACCACCGGAACCGACCCAAGGAGAUGAAAAGCUACCUCCAGCAGGCAGGCUUUACCAACAUCAAAUGCAUUGUAAAGAAGACACCGGUCGGCCCCUGGGCCAAGGGUGAUCAGCUGCAGCGGAUCGGCGAGUGCAUGAAGUACGCCAUCUACGACCUGCUCCCGAGCUUGGUCAAGCCGCUCGAGGCCAUCGAGAUCUCGAGGAUCGAGGCCGAGGUGUGGUUCGUCAAGGUGAGGAAGACGCUGGAGGACAACUCCAUACAUAGGUAUUUCAACUACUACUUCUGGUAUGCGCAAAAGCCAGGCCCAGAUGAAAGGACGCCAACACAUCCCUGAAUAGCGGGGGAUGUGGUGCGAGGAAAUGGGUUUGGAAUGUUUUGUGUCUCAUUUUGAGACUGGCAUGAUCAAAAGGGCUGUGGGAGGCCGGUGGCGUGUCUUUCCUGUUUUGGCUUUAUUUUGGCGACAUCUUGGUGGCAUGGAUGGAGUUGGCGGCGUCCCUUUGGAUAUCUCGUUUUUGUUUCUCCUCUCUGCCUGGCCAUAUCAACACAGGUUUCCAAGGUUUAUAGUUGUCACGAAUAUGACCGCAUGGGAACAUAAACUUGGUACUACCACUUGC
Pyricularia oryzae 70-15 is the source of this 1652-nucleotide messenger RNA. RefSeq lists its product as uncharacterized. The transcript has 6 exons. Lineage: Eukaryota; Fungi; Ascomycota; Sordariomycetes; Magnaporthales; Pyriculariaceae. The record is from RefSeq and is a predicted model, not a curated record. Gene Ontology annotation, molecular function: methyltransferase activity. Bases 332 to 1372 code for a protein of 346 amino acids.